Molecule: messenger RNA, 705 nt
Organism: Jaculus jaculus (lesser Egyptian jerboa)
Lineage: Eukaryota; Metazoa; Chordata; Mammalia; Rodentia; Dipodidae
Gene: Osm
Product: oncostatin M
Exons: 3
Coding region: 58-705 (215 amino acids)
Biological process (GO): oncostatin-M-mediated signaling pathway; immune response
Cellular component (GO): extracellular region
Molecular function (GO): cytokine activity; oncostatin-M receptor binding
Source: RefSeq, a predicted model, not a curated record
CAGGCCCAGAGGACCCAGCUCAGUCUGGUCCUCCUACUUGCAAGUGCGGCGGCGGCCAUGCGCGGCUGCUCCAGGUCUUACGCGCAGCUCCUGAGCCAGCUGCAGAACCAGGCGAACAUGGAGGAGAACCCCAACUUGCUCCUGGAGCCCUAUAUCCACCUGCAAGACCUGGACACAGAUAUUCUAAGAAAUUCCUGCAUGGUGUACCCCUCGGUCUUUCCCAGCGAGGAUGCCCUGCGGGCACUGAGCAAGCCCGGCUUCCUGCACGCCGUCCAUGCCACGCUGGGCCGGCUCUGGAAUAGCCUGACUGCUCUACAGAAACAACUCUUGCAGGACCAGGACCUGCCGAGGCUUACUAUAACCAAGCACAACAUCCAAGGCAUGAGAAACAACAUCCAUUGCUUGGCCUGGUGGCUCGGCAGCCCUCUGGAGACAUCUGAGCCCACACAGGGGGGCUCGAGGGUCUCCCUGACUCCUACGCCAGCGCUCGAUGUCUUUUGGUCCAAGAUGAAGAGCUGCAGGCUCCUGUGGGGUUACCACCACUUCAUAGGCUUGGUGGGGAGGGUCUUCAGGGAGUGGGAAGACAACCCAAACCGCAGCCGGAGACACAGCCCUCUCAGGCUUGUCCUGCCCAAGGGGACUCGCAAGAUCCGACCCUCCAGAAGGGGCCAGAGGCCAGUGCGCAGGGCCCAGAGGCCCCGGUAG